Molecule: messenger RNA, 1305 nt
Organism: Xyrauchen texanus (razorback sucker)
Lineage: Eukaryota; Metazoa; Chordata; Actinopteri; Cypriniformes; Catostomidae
Gene: pycr3
Product: pyrroline-5-carboxylate reductase 3
Exons: 7
Coding region: 128-949 (273 amino acids)
Biological process (GO): L-proline biosynthetic process
Molecular function (GO): pyrroline-5-carboxylate reductase activity
Source: RefSeq, a predicted model, not a curated record
AAGAAAAUGUGCUUCACGAGUGUACAUUUAAGCGCUGAAGUGACAGACUGAAGCUGUUGUUAAAUUAAUUAUUAAUUCGUUAGAUAAUUCACUCAAAACGAGUGAUUCACCAGCUGUUAAGAACGAUAUGAAUGAAGGAAUGUGUCAGCUGAAGAUUGGAUUCAUCGGUGCGGGAAACAUGGCGUUUGGAAUCGCGCAGGGGAUCCUCACAUCAGGGAAGGUUCCACCCACUAAUAUUAUUGUGAGCGCUCCAUCUAUGAACAACCUUCCUCGCUUUCAGGAAAGAGGCGUUUCAGUCACUCGCUCAAAUGAAGAGGUGGUAGAGAACUCUCGUGUCGUCUUCCUUGCCGUCAAACCUCACCUCAUUCCAAAAGUCCUGAAUGAAAUCUACCAGUAUGUUACUCAGGAACACAUCAUCGUUUCCAUGGCAGCCGGAGUUACUCUAGCAACACUGGAGGAGCUGUUACCUGUUGAUACGUGUCUGAUUCGUAUAAUGCCGAAUCUGCCCUGCAUACUCAUGGAGGGAGCGCUGCUCCUUGCCUGCGGCUCACGGGCAGGACAGGAUGUGGAAUCUCUACUGAAGGACCUCCUCAGCCCGUGUGGACUGGUGGAGACGGGGCCCGAGCACUGGAUCGACGCCCACACCGGCUUGAGUGGCAGCGGUGUCGCAUUUGUGUAUGUGUUUGCGGAGGCGCUGGCCGAUGGUGCCGUCAAAAUGGGGAUGCCCAGCACUUUGGCUCGACGUAUCGCAGCACAGACAAUACUGGGUGCUGGUGUGCUGCUGCGCGACACCGGGAAGCUCCCAGCAGAGCUGAAGGCCGAGGUGUGCACGCCCGGAGGAACCACAAUUCACGGGCUACACGCGCUGGAGAAGGGAGGAUUCAGAGCCGCCGCCAUGGGAGCCGUCGAGGCAGCCACUGAAAGAGCACGUGAACUCGGAAAGAAGUAGAGCACCGACCUAACAAUACCUGAUUACCGGAGGGAAGAUUAACUUAGAAGGGCUUAUACAUUAUUUUAUGCACCAAAUUGGAUUAAUUUUCUUAAUAUUUGAUAAAAGUGGUGUGUGUGUGUGUGUGUGUGUGUGUGUGUGUGUGUGUGUGUGUGUGUGUGUGUGUGUGUGUGUGUGUGUGUGUGUGUGUGUGAGAGAGAGAGAGUUUGUGUGUGAGAGAGAGAGAGUUUCUGUGUGUGUGUGUGUGAGUGUGUGUGUGUGUGAGUGUGUGAGUGUGUGAGUGAGUGAGUGAGUGAGUGUGUGUGAGUGAGUGUGUGAGUGAGUGUGUGUGUGUGUGUGUGAGAGAGAGUUUGUGU